AUGAGUGAAAGAGGCUCGGAGAUUGUCUUCCGGGCGGAGAACAUUCCGGUCCGGUUCUUCAAAGCAUGCCGGUGGUGUCGUCGGCAGAAGAUGCGCUGCGAUGCACGAAAUCAAGUCCCUUGCUUCCGCUGUCGCUCAACUGGCCGUGACUGUAUUCUCGAUCCCAUUGAAGACACCAGGAGACGCAGUGACCGUCGACGAAAAACGACCACCCCGGGACGUAACUCGGCAGUAGCUUCGCCGUUGGAUCAUCGAAGUGGUUUCCAUACACCUGCAUCAAGAGAACGCGAAUACUCUCCAGCUGCUGGGCAUGAUACUUCCUUCGAUGCUUCCAUCGACUUACUGCCAGAGGCAUCACCUUUCAGAGAACCUAGACGGUCUCAAACUGCUGAUCAUCAUGGACCGGAAUCGCAGCAACUAAGCCCAAAUGAUAUGGUUGCCCCGGCUUCGGCAGUUCAUUCGAUGUCUGUGAAUCUACUCGGUUCCGACGAUAUAUUUAUGGAAAAUUCAUCUGGUGGAGAUCCUCGGGGAGACAUCAUUGCUCGCGAUAUCAUCACGGAAGAACGUGCUCGGGUGAUGUACGAACGAUUUACCGGCGGUAUGAAGAAUUUCUUGGGUUUGUUUGAUCCGAUCCGAGACACAUUUGAUUCAAUACGGUCACGCUCCCUGUUUUGCUUCACUGUUAUCAUUUACUUGGCCAGCCGUGCCGUCGUGGAUCUCCGGAGCGAUACACAUAUGCAACGGGUUUUACAAGACGAGGCUCAGAGGUUGGCCGAAGAUAGCUUCUUUGAGCGCCCUACAAAGCUUGAAACAGUACAGGGAAUGAUUCUCCUGGCUGCAUACUCAGAGAAGACAUGGUUCUCCACCGCCCUCAUCUUGAGAACUGCAUUAGACUCUGGGCUCGAAAAGUCGCUCGACAGACUGCUGUCCCAAGAAGACGUCCCAAGAAGCUCGCUUUCAGCCUCCAUGGCAGAUCGUCAACUAGUGUGGCAAACGCGAACAUGGCUCAUCAGUUUCACUCUAGAAUUAGAUGUGGCCUCUGGAACAGGUCGAAAGUCGCGUAUCGGAGAGGUUGAUAUUAUGAAAUUGCGAAGGUUUCUGGACUAUCCACUUUCUCUUCCAUCUGACAUGCGAACAGUGUGCAUUGUUGAACUCCAUCAACUUCGAGGGAGCUCCCGUAUGGUGAUCGAAAGCUGCGGAGAAAUCCGUGACAUUGUGUCAACGGAGCUACCAGCCAUUAUGGCGAGAUUACAAAGCUGGUGGACCACAUGGGAUGAAAUUCACAUGAAUAAUGGAUUCCAUGCGGGAGCUUUUCAACGAAGUAGCUUAAAGCUUAUGCUUUUAUAUGCUAGGAUCUUCGUCUUUUGUGCUUCGCUGGCCCGCAUUCAGAAAUUACAGCCUACUUCGUCUAAUUCUGAUACUGAGACCAUCGAUCAGGAUGUCCUGAAUUUGUGGCAGUCACUCAUUGCCACGAUUAUGGACCAGAUGGCAUUUUUAAUCAAUGAGCCAGCCUACCGAUGUCAGCUGUCAUGGGCACCGACCUACCCGGCCCUAACAAUUGCCUUUGUCACGACUUUUGCGCUUCGCAUUGCACGCUGGCGCCCAAACAUGAUAGACCAAGACCUUCUUUUGGAAAGAGCGGAAAAGAUCUGCGACUUCUUGAAGCAGCCGCCCUACCCGGACAUCCACCGCACCGUCUCUAUCUUCGUGAACUAUGCACGUGCUCUCAUUGCGAGCCAGCGUCCACAGAGCAAUGACAGCGCGGAAGGGCCUAAUGUAUCGGAGCAAGGCGAUGGGUCCGUGCCUUCUUACAGGGGCCCUGAUAGUCCCGUGCCGAACCCCCCUCCUUUGGCAACACUAGAUCCUCGCUACAGACCCGGGACUUCCAUUCCAAGUAGCAAGGAUCCAAGCAUUGCCCCGCUUCCAAACAACGAUACAGCUGCGACAGCUAGACCGCCACUUCCAAGACUUCCAGAUACAAUGGAAGCUCCCAACUGGACUAUGUCCAACUCUAUUGCGGAUUCUUUCGGUCUAUUUGAAGAGGGACAAAACGAUAUAUUCGAUUUCCUACCAAUGAUGCCUUCACUGCCACAAUAG
Penicillium cosmopolitanum is the source of this 2097-nucleotide messenger RNA. Its product is annotated as Zn(II)2Cys6 transcription factor. The record is from RefSeq and is a predicted model, not a curated record. NCBI's taxonomy places the organism in Eukaryota, Fungi, Ascomycota, Eurotiomycetes, Eurotiales, Aspergillaceae. Gene Ontology annotation, molecular function: DNA-binding transcription factor activity, RNA polymerase II-specific; transcription cis-regulatory region binding; zinc ion binding. The coding region runs from base 1 to 2097 and encodes 698 amino acids. Gene Ontology annotation, cellular component: nucleus. Gene Ontology annotation, biological process: regulation of DNA-templated transcription. The transcript has 7 exons.